This is a messenger RNA of Morone saxatilis (striped sea-bass), 1894 nucleotides long. RefSeq lists its product as uncharacterized. NCBI's taxonomy places the organism in Eukaryota, Metazoa, Chordata, Actinopteri, Moronidae. The record is from RefSeq and is a predicted model, not a curated record. The transcript is spliced from 4 exons. Bases 121 to 912 code for a protein of 263 amino acids.
CCACAAGUCGCCUUUAUUCCUUUUAAAAGUCACUUGUCAGUAAAUUCCCUUGCUAUAUUGCUCAAAUAAAAACAAGGAAAUUACGACGUUUUGGGGUGGUCCUGAAGGCACCCGACUGUCAUGUCGGCUCCCAUCGCACUCAUUCAAGGGGCCAGCAGAGGACUGGGGCUUCAGUUCUGCAGACAUAUAUUGAAAAGCAAAAGCUCCGCUGCCGUUGUAGCGACAUGCCGAGACCCGGACGGAGCGGCCGAGCUGCGGGCUCUGGACGGCCAACACCCGGGCAGACUGACGGUCCUGAGGCUGGACGUGAACCGAGAGGAGGACAUCCGAGGAGCUGCGGAUCGGGUUAAGGAGAGCUUCGGUCGGCUGGAUCUGAUCGUCAACUCCUCGGCGAUACUUCACCCCUCCGGAAAAGGAGAGACCAGCCUGAGAGACGUUUCUGCUCAGGGCAUCAUUUCCACCUUGACGACCAACACAGUGGGUCCUCUGGUCAUGGCAAAGUAUUUUGCCCCCCUCCUUCAGAAAGGUGGAGGUGGUUUCGGUCAACAGCCUGCAGAGAAAGCCAAACAGCACAGCGGCAUCAUCGUCAACAUCACUGCCAAAGUGGGAUCCAUUGGCGACAACGGUCUUGGCGGUUGGUACAGCUACAGAAUGUCUAAAGCAGCUCUUAACAUGGCUACCAGGAAUCUGUCUAUAGAGCUGGGCCGCAGUCGGCCGAAGGUGGUGUGUGUGUCCCUGCAUCCAGGAACAGUCAACACAGACCUCUCCCGACCGUAUCACAAGAAUGUACCAAAAGACAAGCUGUUCAGUACCGAUCAGUCUGUGCACUGUCUAAUGAGCAUCAUAGACACACUGAAUAUUGAAAAGACUGGUAAGGCGUACAGCUGGGAUGGGACUGAACUUCCCUGGUAGAAUCAAUAAAAGGACAUAAACACCACCUCUAUUCUUGAGACUAAAUCUCUCAGCACUGUCUAGACUGUGCAAUAAGUGGUACUUUACGCUGAAUAGUCAUCAGAAUUGAAGUAAAGGUGGAGUCACAGUCAAAACCAUCAAAGACAAACCUGUUCCGCUAUCUUACAACCAAAGUGCUUAAAUCCCCUAUUACACUUUAUGUGGCCUUAAGAUUUGGCACAAUGUAGCACAGCGAGGGCUUAUUUUGGUGGUAGAAAUCUAGAAUCUUUAGGGUUUUUUUUUGUGGUAUUAAUUAGUGGCACCAAGUGGUUUAUGUUAAUAUUUUGACAUUUUGGGAGAUAAUGCUCACUCACAUUCUGGCUGGGAGGUAGAUGAGACUCUCAUUUCUGUACAUUCAGUCAGGGUGCGAACUACAGGAAAGCAUUUUUGCCAUGCAUUUCUAUUUUUCUAUAUCUUCAUUAUCAUUAUCGAUAACAUUAUGGGUGUAUAAUUCAUGCAUGAGGGUGAUUGAAUAAAGAUACAGGUAUGCAUGCUAUUCCUGCUAACCCCUUCGAUUGCAAUUUCAUAAACUUAACUCACUUUAACUUAAAGAUCUUUCUUUGUCCCACUCACUCAUUAGGCAGAAUCGCCAUUAUUCAUUUCUCUGUUUUGUAGUCCGCAUACUGUAAUUCAAUCAGUAAUAAAAAAGUGAGCUCCCCUGAAAGCGAUGGUAUAGUUUGCACACUGCAUUCCAUAUAAAGCUAGAACCAGGAAAGUUAGUUUAGUUACCAUAAAGACUGGAAACAGCUAGCCUGGCUCCAGUGUGUAGGAUUUCAUCAAGCAAUAUAGUUGCGGAUCACACUUCCCUCACUUCACCUUCUCCUUCCAAGCACAAAGGAGAAACUACGUGAAACACAAAAAAAGUGAAUGCGUUUGGUUUGUCCCUUCUGGGCUAAUGUAAAAAACAUGGCAGCUCAACAUGGCAGCCUCCAUGGAAGGUGAC